GUGGUCCUUCCGACUGGAUUGGAAAUGAAGGAGGGGGCGUGGGCCAAGGCGCGCGGCGCUCUAGCGACAGCCAAUCAGAAGCCUGGUCGGGCUUUGGCGGGAGGCGGUAAAGCUGCGGCUUUGCAGAUUUGGCGCGAGUGCGUCUGGGCUUUACUGCAGCUGGUGUGUAGUUUAUUCCGGAACUUGCCCUGAAGAAUCCCAGAAGCCGUGUGCGAGAGACGUGAAAAAGAGCCAGCACUGAGGUACUCAGCCUUGUGAGGUGGAGAGGAGAGGAUUGCUCGGGGAGGCCUAGGACCCAGGAGGCAGCGGAGGUGGGAGAGCGGCUACGGCGAGGGCCGCUGCUUCCCCCUGAGGCUCGAGCUGUGUUGCCAUCAUGCCUCAAACCCGAUCCCAGUCACAGGCUACAAUCAGUUUUCCAAAAAAGAAGCUGUCUCGGACAUUGGACAAAGCUAAAACUUCUGGUGACACCAAACUAGAACUGACCAAUGUCCAGGCCUCACGCAGUUCUUCUGUAAAAAUUCUGCCUCUCAGCCCCAGAAAACGUCUUGGUGAUGAUAAUCUGUGCAACACUCCCCAUUUGCCACCCUGUUCUCCACCAAAACAAGGCAAAAAAGAGAAUGGCCCCCCUCGCUUCCAUACACCUAAGGGGCGCAGAUUGGUGUUUGACAAUCAGCUGACAAUUAAGUCUCCUAGCAAAAGAGAACAAGCCAGAGUUCACCAAAACAAAAUACAUUCCUCAGUUCGAAAAGGUCAAGAGAUUACAACAAAUUCUGAGCAGAGAUGUCCACUGGAGAAAGAAUCUGCAUGUAUGAGACUGUUCAAGCAAGAAGGCACUUGCUACCAGCAAGCAAAGCUGGUCCUGAAUACAGCUGUCCCAGAUCGGCUGCCUGCCAGGGAAAAGGAGAUGAAUGUCAUCAGGAAUUUCCUGAGGGAGCACAUCUGUGGGAAAAAAGCUGGAAGUCUUUAUCUUUCUGGUCCUCCUGGAACUGGAAAAACUGCCUGUUUAAGCCGAAUUCUGCAAGACCUCAAGAAGGAACUGAAAGGCUUUAAAACUAUCAUGCUGAAUUGCAUGUCCUUGAGGACUGCCCAGGCUGUAUUCCCAGCUAUUGCUCAGGAGAUUUGUCAGGAAGAAGUAUGCAGGCCAGCUGGGAAGGACAUGAUGAAGAAACUGGAAAACCAUAUGACUGCAGAGAAGGGCCCCAUGAUUGUGUUGGUGUUGGACGAGGUGGAUCAGCUGGACAGCAAAGGGCAGGAUGUGUUGUACACGCUGUUCGAAUGGCCAUGGUUAAGCAAUUCUCGAUUGGUGCUGAUUGGUAUUGCUAAUACCCUGGAUCUCACGGACAGAAUUCUGCCGAGGCUUCAAGCUAGAGAAAAAUGUAAGCCACAGCUGUUGAACUUCCCACCUUAUACCAAAAAUCAGAUAGCUGCUAUCUUGCAGGAUCGGCUUGAUCUGGUAUCUAGAGAUCAGGUUCUGGACAAUGCUGCAAUUCAAUUCUGUGCCCGAAAAGUCUCUGCUGUUUCAGGAGAUGUUCGAAAAGCACUAGAUGUUUGCAGGAGAGCUAUUGAAAUUGUAGAGUCAGAUGUCAAAAGCCAGACUAUCCUCAAACCGCUGUCUGAAUGUAAAUCGCCCUCUGAGUCACUGGUUCCCAAGAGGGUUGGUCUUAUUCACAUAUCCCAAGUCAUCUCAGAAGUUGAUGGUAACAGAAUGACUUUGAGCCAAGAAGGGGCACAAGAUUCCUUCCCCCUUCAGCAGAAGAUAUUGGUCUGCUCUUUGCUGCUCUUGACCAGGCAGCUGAAAAUCAAAGAGGUCACUCUGGGGAAGUUACAUGAAGCCUAUAGUAACGUCUGUCGCAAACAGCAGGUGGCAGCUGUGGACCAGUCAGAGUGUUUGUCACUUUCAGGGCUCUUGGAGGCCAGGGGCAUUUUAGGAUUAAAGAAAAACAAGGAAACCCGCUUCACAAAGGUGUCUUUGAAGAUUGAAGAGAAGGAAGUAGAGCAUGCUCUGAAAGACAAAGCUUUAAUCGGAAAUAUCUUAGCUACUGGAUUGCCUUAAAUUCUUUUCUUUUAUACUAAUGACGCUACCUGAAAGUAUCCAGCUGGCAUUUAGAGAUCUAUGGAGUCUUCAUUUUAGUACUUUAUCCAUUCAGUGGCAUUCAAUGGUAAUUUGUGAAAACAAUAUGACCUUUUUUUAACAUGAAACUGAUAAAUUUUAAUCUAUGGAUUCAUGAAUAUUAGUGCAGAAUAAUAAUUUGGGGUCUUAUUUUAUGCAUUAAAAAUUACCAAGUAGACCUUUUUUAAUUAUAUUCACUACCUCCACCUCUUGUGUAUCUCUAACCAAUAUGCUUAUAUUGCAGUACACAAGAUUUAUGUUGUGGAAUGUACCUGUAUUUACCUCUUAGUUUCUUCAGACAUUGGCAUAUUUUAAAGAACCUUGGGGCUAGAGUAAGAAGAGAGAAAAAGGAUGUUGUAGGAAAAUAAGCAAGUCCACGUGGAGAUCUGGAGAUUUGAUCAAAGAAUUUCUUUCUUUUUGGAGGAUAUUGUGUUUGUGUUGCAAGUGCUUCCACAGUGACAUUUUAAAGACUCAUUGAGCUUCUUGGGCACUCCCAAGGCCGUGGGGGUGGUAAAGGGACAGUAACUGUACGGAUUGUGAAUAUAUUUAUUUUCAAGUUG
Molecule: messenger RNA, 2670 nt
Organism: Prionailurus viverrinus (fishing cat)
Lineage: Eukaryota; Metazoa; Chordata; Mammalia; Carnivora; Felidae
Gene: CDC6
Product: cell division cycle 6
Exons: 12
Coding region: 374-2053 (559 amino acids)
Biological process (GO): DNA replication initiation; cell division; mitotic DNA replication checkpoint signaling
Cellular component (GO): nucleus
Molecular function (GO): ATP binding; DNA replication origin binding; ATP hydrolysis activity
Source: RefSeq, a predicted model, not a curated record